AUGGUUGUACUAGCGGUUUCUAUCACUACUCGUAAGGGUAAGCCUUUAUUGUCUAGACAAUUCAGAGAUAUCACGAAAGAUCGUGUUAUGGAAUUGUUGUCGAAUUUCCAGACUUUAGUUGCCAAUUCCUCAAAGCAGCACACUUUUGUUGAAGAUGAACAUGUCAGAUAUGUUUACAAGCCAUUUGAUGAUUACUAUAUUAUUUUGAUUACGAAUCUUCAUUCCAAUAUAAUCCAGGAUAUGGACACGUUGAACAUUUUUGUGCAAACGGUUGAUUCUACUCUGAAGGGUCUAAGUGAGGAAGAUGUUUUCGAUAGUGCGUUCGAUAUCUUGAACUCAUUCGAUGAAAUCAUUACUAUGGGCUACAAGGAGAAUCUAUCUUUAACUCAGAUUAAGACCUUCUUAGCAAUGGAAUCUCAUGAGGAAAGAAUACAGGAAAUUAUUGAACGUAAUAAGGAAUUCGAAGCAGCGGAAGAAAGAAAGCGUAGGGCAAAAGAGAUUUCGAGAAAGGAACAAGCAAGAAAAUUGGGUAUUCCGGACACUCAGGAAUUCACCGGUAUCCAUGGUGGUGUUAUGAACAAGGCGUAUGACAGUUACUACAGCCAUGCUUCAUCCGCGGCUCAACAGUCACACAUGCACACGCAAUCUAAUCAAGGUAUUCAACAACAGAAUUUAGCACCACAGCAACAACAGCAACAGCAGUAUGCAAACCGUGAGCCUUUGGGUGGUAAAGGUUUGCAAGUCAAUGGGCCAAGAAGAGGCGUUGAAAGACCGAUCAAGAACGUGGAAAGACAAUCAUUAUCAGUUCAAACAGCAACUCUGCCUGAAGAAGAAAAGCCUAUCAACAAUGGUAUUUUAAUUAGCGUAAAAGAAACUAUUAACGCUGAAAUUUCCCGUGAUGGUGCUAUCAUGGGCUCAGAGUUAAAGGGUGUGUUAGAAUUACGUGUUAAUAACCCUGAUCUUGCACAUGCCAAACUAUGUCUCGGUACAGACGUCAAUGUCAAGGACAAAACGUAUCAAUUCAAAACCCAUCCAAAUGUGGACAAGGCUGGUUUCUUAACUAACAAAACGAUCGGGCUAAGAGAUCCUAACAAACCAUUCCCAUCCAAUGAUCAAAGUUUGGGUGUGCUAAGAUGGCGUAAGGUUAAGGGUGCUGAUGAACAUGAUUUGAUCCCAUUAGAAAUUUCAACAUGGUUGUCUCCAUCUUCAGAAACGGAUAAUGCCAUUGAUGUUACUUUUGAAUAUGAAGUCAACAGUGAUUACGAAGGAACUAUCGAUGAAUUACGCUUCUUGAUUCCUGUCUUCACCGAUACUGUAUUCAUCAAAGAUGAUCUAAACGAGGCUAAUGCAAUCGUAGAGGCCAUUGACGAGUCCCAAGGUAUUAUCAUUAAGGUGGACCCAAUUGAAUCCGGUCAGUCAAGCGUAUUCAGUGUUACUGUCCAAGCUGCUUAUGAAGAUGCGUUAUUCCCUAUCGAAGUUGCUUUAAAGAACAGCAAUGCCAAACCAUUGUCUAACCUAAAUAUUGCUUCUGUUGUAUCUGCCGCAGAUGACACUGAACUACCAUUCGACACCGUAUCUACCUUGAAGAGUGAACAAUAUGUCGUAGUGUAA
This is a messenger RNA of Kluyveromyces lactis, 1611 nucleotides long. It is a transcript of the gene RET2, whose product is annotated as coatomer subunit delta. The record is from RefSeq and is a predicted model, not a curated record. Gene Ontology annotation, biological process: Golgi localization; endoplasmic reticulum to Golgi vesicle-mediated transport; retrograde vesicle-mediated transport, Golgi to endoplasmic reticulum. The coding region runs from base 1 to 1611 and encodes 536 amino acids. The transcript has a single exon. Lineage: Eukaryota; Fungi; Ascomycota; Saccharomycetes; Saccharomycetales; Saccharomycetaceae. Gene Ontology annotation, cellular component: COPI vesicle coat; cytosol.